CAAAAUAUUAUGACUUUUUUUCUUGCUGUUAUUAAUAAUAGAACUAACAAUAAGCAUUGUUAGUAUUACCACAGUAAGUGUUAGCAUGUGGCUAACCUUUGUAACGGUUUAUCAGUGAGGUGAAAUUUAAACUGGAUUUUAAGUCAUUAAUAAUAAUAAUAAUCAUAAUGUUUUUUAUAUCCAUUAUGAUUUUUUCUAUAAAUUUUAUCAAGUUAAAAGGUAAAGCGGUUCACAGAGAAAGCGGCUCUAGUAUUAAUAGUUAUUAGGUUGAAGAGCAACCCAGAGAACUACAAGUCCCAGGCGCCGCAGCGGUGUGUAGUGGCGCAGGGGAUUAUGGGAGCGCAGGAGCCUCCGCUGGAGGACUGGCAGCAGCGUCCGUUAGCUGCAGCAGGCGGACUGAUGAUGGAGAGCGUUUUACAGGCCCGUGUUCGAGCUCCGUCACUGUGUUACUGUGCCGUGAUCUAGCGCUUAAACACGUGCACACGGAAGCCAUGGGGUCUCAGACGCUACAGAUCCUGAGGCAGGGGGUCUGGGCUUCUGUCACGGGCGGCUGGUACUACGACCCCCACCAGAACACGUUCGUCAACGCGCUACACCUCUACAUCUGGCUCUUCUUAUUGUGUUUCCCUUUCACUCUGUACAUGGCUCUCCCCCCCACCAUGCUGAUAGUAGGAGUGUACUGUGGAGUGAUCGCUGGUGUGUUUGCACUGUUGAAGGCAGUGAACUAUCGACUCCACAUGGCCCUAGACGAAGGGGAAGUGAUCAACGCAGAACAACAAAAAGACACUUCACACACACACCCAGACGAGUCCAGUGGCUCUGGGGAUCCUGGAGGAGGAAUCGAGUUGGCCGAUUUUGUCCGAGAGGAAACUCCACCAGUCGCCUGCAGCUCACGCAACUCCUACACAGGCAUCGACUCCAACCUCCAGAUCACAUCCGCUCGUGGUGGUCCAGUCACAGUAAAAGCAGGUGAUGUUGGAAAGACCCCAGAUGACCUCAGUUUAGCUCCUAGCUGUAGUCAGGAACAAGAUCUGACAUCAGAACCUAAGAUCUACGGUCUCAUCUCCAACGACUCCUUCGCCUCUAUGCAGCCUUCCACCUCGCUGGCUCAGGACCUCUACAGCUCCACCCCUCACCCUUUCAGCCAGUCAUUGUCCUCCUGUGACACAGAAAUCCCCGCCCACUCUCAGUCCUUCAGGAAAGAGUCGUCUCGUCCCCGUGGCCUUCCUCGCACUUCCAGCUCGGCCUUUCCGGAUCCUUCCAUCCCAGACUUUGGCCUCUACCCCCCUUCUCGGCGUAGUGGGCUCGACCCCGUUUGUGAACUAGACACGUCCCGUCCACAGGGGGCACUGCAGAGUGGGGACACGGCUGUCCCCUCCACGUCAGGACUGGACUGCUGUAAACAACAUAAAAGGGAACGGCGCAAACUGGCCAGGUCCAUUUCCAGAGAAACGGGGGAAGAUUGUCAGGGUGACUCUGGACUGUACCAAGUGGAUGGUUUCCGUGGGGGGAUUUCAGGUGGAAGCAGGAGGAAAAGACGAGGAGAAAAAAGCAUGGAAAGUUUGCGAAGCCUGAGUACACGCAGUAGCGGCUCGACGGAGAGUUACUGCAGUGGGACGGACCGUGACACGCACAGCACGCUAAGUAGUCUCCAUAGUGAACAAACUAGCUCCACCCAUGUCGAGAGUCUCAUAUCACUCUCAUUGGAUGAGGGCGGGACAACAGAACCGAGCAUAACCUCAGGUGAGGGCAAUAAAAACCCUCAUGCUAAUGAACUUAGCCCAAAAUCUGUUAAUACUAAUGAACCCACAACUCCCAAAAACACAUCACAGACCACCAGCCAUGAAGGGGAGGAGUUUAAAACAGAAGGGAGUGGGGCGAGGACAAGCCCAGAAGCCUCUGCAGACUCCACCCACCUUUUUAAGGAGACGGCACAAGAUGAUGCCAAACCCAAAUCAGCCAAUCAUUCUGAUGCCAGCCAAAGUGGGCGUCGACGCAGUGCAAAGAAACGAGCUAGCAGUUUUGAUGCUGCGCGUUACCAUGACUACACCUGCUUCCGCAGCAUAGCUAAACCUCGCUCUGCAGUGUUUGCUAAAUAUGAUGAAGACUCAAGUGACCUAAGCGAUCUGAGCCACGCCUCCAGUCUCAACUCCGCCCAUCGGGUUGAGCUGAUCCUCACCCCCGGUACAUCCCAGAAGAAAGACAAGGAGAGAGAGAAGGGGAAGAAGCGAGCAUCACGGCGUACAGCCAGUACAGGAAGUGCCAAAGUUCAGCUGCGUAAAUGCCCUAAUGAGCCGCAGCACCUUGGGGCACCGACGGAUCCCCGACCGCUCAGCACUUCCAAAUCUGACCUGGAGGCCAAAGAAGGAGAGGUGCUGGAUGCAGCGUCACUACUGGGCAGAGCAAGUCACCUGGAGUCCGUCACCCGCUCCAGGAACAGUUUACCCUGUCCAAUCAGCAUCGCCGACACACACGACACAGCCAGGGCGGCGGUUAUUGACGACGGUGUGACGUUCAGGCGAGAGCGCAGCACAUUUCGCCGUCAGGCUGUACGGAGACGCCACAACGCCGGGAGCAACACGGCCUCCAUCAUUGCAUCACCACUCAGUCUUCAGGAAGCUCUCAGUCAGGUGUCUCAGGCUUCGUCAGUAUCACAGGUCAAAGGUCAGAUGAGCACUAGCACCUCCCUGCUGGUCAGGAAUGGAAGUGCACACUUAGAGGGUUUUCAGGAUAAAGUGUCCACUGCUGGUAUGCGUGAAGACUUUGGUAAACUAACUCCCUCUCUGUAUGAGGUUGGAGGAUGCGAUGUGUCAUUGGUUAACUUUGAACCCGCGACAAGACGAGCAUCCAACAAUGUGUGGGACACAGAUUCUCACCUCUCCAGUUCUACCUCUGUUCGCUUCUACCCUCACGACUUGAUCCGUCUGAACCGUCUGCUGUCGAUGGACACUGAGCUGUUGGAGCAGGAUGGUGAUGUGAAUCCUGACCUGCAGGUGGUGCCACAUAGGUUGAGGCACAAACACACUCGCACACACUCACACACACACACCAACACUCAUAAGGUCAAGCAGUACUACCGCUUCUCCCUGCUGCCGUACCUGUGGGUGGGUCUGCGCUUCGAUAGACUUACACUGCUCGCCCUGUUUGACAGGAACCGUGAGGUUUUGGAGAACGUACUGGCCGUGGUUCUCGCAGUGCUGGUGGCGUUCCUGGGCUCAGUUCUGCUCAUUCAUGGGUUCUUCACUGACAUCUGGGUCUUCCAGUUCUGCCUCGUCAUUGCCAGCUGCCAGUACUCACUGUUAAAGAGUGUUCAGCCAGACUCAUCCUCUCCUCGACACGGUCACAACCGGAUCAUAGCAUACAGCAGGCCUGUGUACUUCUGUGUGUGUUGUGUUCUGAUCUGUGUGUUUCACUACAGUAGUGUGACGUCCAGUUCAAACACACACACACUGUACGGAGUCACACUCAGCUCAUCACUGCUGCUCAGCUCUACACGUGACCUCGUCAUCGUCUUCAUCCUGUGUUUUCCUGUCAUCUUCUUUGCCGGACUCCUUCCUCAGGUCAACACUUUUCUCAUGUACCUGUUUGAGCAGAUCGACAUCCAUAUGUUCGGUGGAAACGCAUGUACAAGUCUUCCCUCAUCCAUAUACAGUGUGGUAAGGAGUGUGGUUACCGUGGCGAUGCUGUACGGAUUCUGCUAUGGAUCCCUGCUGGAGCCAUGGGACCCUCAGCACAUCCCUGUCCUGUUCUCUGUGUUCUGCGGUCUGCUGGUUGCUGUGUCCUAUCACCUCAGCCGCCAGAGCAGUGACCCCACCAUCCUCAUCUCUAUGGUUCAGGCAAAAGUUUCCCCGAGUGUGACAAAGGACCAGAACCCAGAAGAUCCACUUUCUGAGGUGCAGGACCCUUUACCUGGAAAACUCAGGAACUCUGUGAAUGAGAGACUACAGUCUGAUGUGAUCAUGUGUGUGCUCAUUGCUGUGCUAUACUUCGCCAUUCAUGUCAGCACCGUCUUCCUUGCCCUGCAGCCGUUCCUGAGUUACGUGCUGUAUGGGUUGGUUGGUGCUGUCGGGUUCUUCACCCACUAUCUCCUGCCCCAGAUGAGGAAACAGUUGCCCUGGUACUGCUUCUCCCACCCGCUGCUCAAGCCCAGAGAGUAUUACCAGUUUGAGGUGCACGGUGCAGCUCAUGUGAUGUGGUUUGAGUGGCUCCAUCUGUGGCUGCUGUUUGUGGAGAAGAACAUUCUUUAUCCUCUUGUCAUUCUUAAUGAACUCAGCAGAAGUGCACAGGAACUCGCCAGCUCUAAAAAACUCACCACAGAGGUGGGAGCAGUGGUUUUGAGUGUAUCAGGGUUGAAGCUGUUGCGUUCGUGCUUCAGCAGUCCGGCCUCUCAGUAUGUCACUGUGCUCUUCACCGUCCUCUUCUUCACCUUUGACUAUUCACACCUGUCUGAAACACCACUGCUCAACCUCUUCAUCAUCUCCAUCAUCUUCAGCAAGAUGUGGGAGCUGCUGAAUAAGCUACGCUUUGUUUACACCUACAUUGCUCCGUGGCAGAUUACCUGGGGUUCAGCCUUCCAUGCCUUCGCUCAGCCCUUUGCUGUACCACAUUCAGCCAUGUUGUUUGUGCAGGCGAUGGUGUCGGCCGUCUUCUCCACCCCUCUCAACCCGUUUCUGGGCAGUGCCAUCUUUAUCACCUCUUAUGUCCGACCCGUUAAAUUCUGGGAAAGAGAUUACAACACAAAGCGGGUGGAUCACUCCAACACUAGACUGGCAUCUCAGCUGGACAGGAAUCCAGGGUCAGAUGAUAAUAACCUGAACUCCAUCUUCUAUGAGCACCUGACUCGCUCCCUGCAGCACUCUCUGUGUGGGGACCUGCUGCUGGGCCGCUGGGGAACCUUCAGCACCGGAGACUGUUUCAUCAUGGCGUCUGAUUACCUUAACGCUCUUGUUCACCUCAUCGAGAUCGGCAACGGACUUGUCACCUUCCAGCUUCGCGGCCUCGAGUUCAGAGGUACAUACUGCCAACAGAGGGAGGUGGAGGCCAUUACAGAGGGUGUAGAAGAGGAUGAGGGCUGCUGCUGCUGUGAUGUGGGUCACCUGCCCCACCUGCUGUCCUUUAAUGCUGCCUUUGUUCAGCGCUGGCUGGCCUGGGAGGUGCUGCUGUCUAAAUACACCUUACAGAGCUACAGCAUCACCGAGAACAGUGCAGGGGCCAUGCUGCAGGUCUACGAGCUACGCCAGAUCCUCACCACCUACUACGUCAAGGGAAUAAUUUAUUACGUGGUUGCGUCUCCGAAGCUGGAGGAGUGGCUCUCUAAUGAUGCCAUGAUGGAUGGGCUGAAGAUCUGCAGUGAGAGGAACUACGUUGACCUCGACCCAACCUUCAACCCCAACAUCGACGAGGAUUACGACCACCGACUGGCAGGAAUCUCCAGAGACAGUUUCUGUUCUGUUUACCUCAGCUGGAUCCAGUACUGCAGCACUCAGAGACAGAAGCCGUUUGAAAGUGAGAGAGACUCAGCAUUGGUUUCGUUGUGUUUUGGUCUGUGUGUGUUGGGGAGGAGAGCACUCGGCACUGCAGCUCAUCAAAUGUCCAGUAAUCUGGAGUCGUUCCUUUACGGUCUUCAUGCUCUGUUCAAAGGAGAUUUUCGGAUAUCGUCUGUGAGGGAUGAGUGGAUUUUUGCAGAUAUGGAGCUGCUCAGGAGAGUCGUUGUCCCAGGAAUACGCAUGUCCCUCAAACUUCACCAGGAUCACUUCACCUCCCCGGAUGAGUAUGACGAUCCGUCUGUGUUGUACGAGGCUAUCUCUUCUCAUGAGCAGACGCUGGUAAUAGCACACGAGGGCGACCCGGCGUGGCGCAGCGCCGUGCUGUCCAAUGCUCCAUCACUGUUGUCGCUACGCCACGUCCUCAACGAGGGAACCAACGAGUACAAGAUCAUCACACUGAACCGCAGAUACCUCAGCUUCAGAGUCAUCAAGGUAAAUCAGGAGUGUGUUCGUGGCCUGUGGGCGGGGCAACAGCAGGAGCUGGUGUUUUUGCGGAACAGGAACCCAGAGCGUGGAAGCAUCCAGAACGCCAAACAGGCCCUGAGGAACAUGAUCAACUCGUCAUGUGACCAGCCCAUUGGUUAUCCCAUCUACGUCUCCCCCCUCACCACCUCCUACUGCAACACACACACACAGCUCACACACACACUCGGUGGAGCCAUCAGCAUCGCCAGCAUCCGACACUUCAUUAUCAACACCUGGCACAGGUUGCGUAAAGGUUGUGGCGCGGGGUGCAACAGUGGAGGCAACGUGGAGGAGUGUGAAAUGGGGAAUUCUGGAAACACAAAUGACAUACACCUUAGAGUGACCAGCAUUCAACACACACACACUCCUCUCUCACUGGGAACUAGUCAAAGCUCUCAGUCUGUGCUUUCCUCCCUGGUGCGUCAUUCUCCCACCCGUUCAUCGGUGGCAAGCCGGUCAUCAUCUCUCCGUUACAACAGCAACGCUGAGCCGACACUGUGUAAGCGACACACUCUCACACACACACACACACUUGCUGGCCUGCUCGACCAUAAUCAUCACCAGCAGCCCAGGAGAGAGGACGUCUCCAACAGAGUACAGAUAGUGGAUGUAAAUCAGGUGUUGGAUGUGAUUAAUCUGUCGACGCGUAAGGAGCUGCUGUGGCCUGAUGAGUCGAUGAGGCUGAGGGCAGGGCCAAGCUGCUGGAGAGACUGGGGCCCCCUGGAGGGCAUGGAGGGACAUGUGAUUCACCGGUGGAUGCCUUGCAGUCGUGACCCUCUCACUCGCUCCCCCAUUGAUAAAUCCAUCCUGCUGGUUCAGGUGGAUGAUAAACUGGUUCCUAUUAUAGAGACUGGAGUGAUUGAACUGGGAGCAGAAGUGUAAACACACACACACACACACACACACACACACACACACACACACACACACGCACUGAUAUGAUGCAGGAUGUCGGAGUCUCUGAUGAUCCUGCUUUUUGCACAGAUCACAUCUGAGAGUGAUUUUAUUGUUGUUGUUUUAAUCAUCACUGCGAUCACACUAUUGUUUUAAUUCCUCAGUGAGACGUUAUAUAAAGAAUGUUAAAUGUUUUUAACAAAAAAGAAAAGAAUGACAUUUUAUUUUUUGUGUGAAUUUUGGACUAAAAUCACAGAAGAGCAGCUUGUGGUGAGACACACUGCUGCUGAAUGACAAUGCAUGAUCAGACCACACACACACACACACACACACACACACACACACACACAGCUUACCGAGACAAUUAGAAGCUGUAACGUUCAUCAGACUUUAAACUUUUCCCUGUUAUUAGAAUAUUCUGUUUAUUAUUCUGACGAUUUUUUGAAGUAACCUUGUUUAGAUAGCUGUGUGUGUGUGUGUGUGUGUGUGUGUUCUGUGAUGUGCGUUAAAACUGACGUUACUGAUGUUAUAAUAACCGCAUGCUCAUUAUUGUACAUGAUCAGCUGUAGAUGAUGUGCUGCAUGUGAGAGCUUUAGGGAUGAAAGCAGGAGAAAAGGGAGCUGAAAUUCAGAAGCAGUUUGAUGUCCGUUUGUCCUGAUUACUGAAAUAAAUAUGAACGGAGUUGA
Messenger RNA from Tachysurus fulvidraco (yellow catfish), 7591 nucleotides. RefSeq names its product pecanex 1 (gene pcnx1). The coding region runs from base 492 to 6893 and encodes 2133 amino acids. The record is from RefSeq and is a predicted model, not a curated record. The transcript is spliced from 37 exons. Gene Ontology annotation, cellular component: membrane. NCBI's taxonomy places the organism in Eukaryota, Metazoa, Chordata, Actinopteri, Siluriformes, Bagridae.